ACUAACGUGAACGUUCAGCCACAGAGCUUGUCUAAGUUCACAACCACAGCCUGGAACAGCACAUUUGGCCACCUGGGAGCUGGAAAGGAUAGAUUCAAAGUAAUGGCUGAAGCAAUACCACUGCGAGAAAAGAAGCAGAAAACUCUACCUCGGUCUGAUGGGUGUGGUCUCAGUAACUUUGACGCUCUGGAUUUGUCUGGAGGCCUAAGGAUAGUCCUGGUGGGCAAGACUGGAUCAGGGAAGAGUGCAACAGGAAACACCAUCCUUGGGAGAGUUGCCUUCAAAGAGGACCCGAGCCCUGUGUCUGUGACCAAACACUGUGAGACACAAAGCGGGGAAGUGGAUGGGACUAUGGUCCAGGUGAUUGACACUCCAGGUCUGUUUGAUACAGGUAUCACAGAGGAAGAAUUAAAAACCAGAAUAGAGGAAUGCGUCAAGAUGUCGGUGCCUGGGCCUCACGCCUUCCUACUGGUGAUCAGGCUUGGGGUGAGGUUCACGGAGGAGGAAAGAAAUGCUGUGAAGUGGAUCCAGGAUAACUUUGGAGAUGAUGCCUCCAUGUACACUAUAAUGCUGUUUACGUGUAAAGAUCAGGCUAAAGCUGACAAUGCUCUGAAGGAGUGCAAGGAGCUACGGAGACUCUCGAUUACAUUUGGACGGAGAUACCAUGCUUUCAACAACAACGACGCAGACGACCGCGUACAGGUCACAGAGCUAAUCACCAUGAUCAAGGACAUGGUAGUGGAUAAUGGGGGGAAACACUACACCAAUGAGAUGUAUGAAAAAGCCCAGAGGAAGCUGAGAGAGGAGGAGGAGCGGAAGAAACAAGAGGAGGAAGAGAAGAAAGAGCAGGAGAGGAAAAUGUGGGAUGCAGAGAGGGAGAAGCAAGAGAAAGAGAGAAUAAAGGAGAAAAGAGUUAAAAGGAGGAAUAUACACGUGGCUUCGGCUGCUGCUGUUGUGUUGGUGCUGGCUGGGGUGAUUAUAGCAGUGGGAGCUAACACCACUGUGGCUCUGGCUCUAGGAGCUCCUGUGCUCAUCCUGGGAAUUUUGUGUGGUUUAGCUGCCAUUUGCAUAUGGAAGGGCACAAGGUGCAAAGCUAAAUCAACUAUUCCAGUAUAACUUUGUGGAAGCUCGUAACAAGGACGUGUUUAUCCGGCUGCAGUAUGUGAUACGGAAUAUACAGUUGAAGUAUUUAAAAUACAGUUUUAGUAUUACACACAUUAUGAUUUACUGUUAAUCAAGCUAAUCGGUGAAUAAAACUGUUUUGGUCUUUUCUGCAUUCUGCUGCCAAAAAGUAUUGAUGCAACACUGCAGUAGCAGAACAAUGUGAAUUUAAUGCUGACAGUAAACAAACGGUAUGAAACGUAAUACUUGUUUUCUUUUCACUUAUUGAUUAUUUGAAGCUUAUAUAUGAAACCCACAUCUUGCGUUGACCAGAUAUUUUGUGGCUCAUGAUAAACAGUCCUAAUAAAUAAUGUUAGAACAUAUUCACAAAACACAAAAAAAAAAACAUUUUUGCACAGUUUAUACUUUCAGAACGUUUGUGAUUAUUUCUAAAAUAAAG
Messenger RNA from Toxotes jaculatrix (banded archerfish), 1561 nucleotides. Its product is annotated as GTPase IMAP family member 4-like. Gene Ontology annotation, molecular function: GTP binding. The record is from RefSeq and is a predicted model, not a curated record. The coding region runs from base 103 to 1116 and encodes 337 amino acids. The transcript has 3 exons. NCBI's taxonomy places the organism in Eukaryota, Metazoa, Chordata, Actinopteri, Toxotidae.